UUCCGGGUGUUGCACGAAAAGGUGCAACCUUCAGAAAAGUUCGUGUGCAACAUGUAAAACGGAACUAUUUACUACAGCACGCGAAAUCUUCGAUAUAUUUAAUCAUGGAACAGAAGUUAGCAGAGUUCAGAGCCCGAAAGAAAGUCGAGAAGCAAGCAUCGAAAAGCGAAAAUCCACCUGAAAGUUGUUGCUGCGAGACACAAACAGCUCCGAAUGACGCCACCAAGUCCACUGAGUCCAACACGACAGUAAAGGAGGAAAACAGAGACUGGCUGCUGGACAGCGCUGUUGGCCGCUGGCUUGGUGUGCAGCGUUUGGCGGUUACUAAUCUGACCUUGCUGAAGGUGUUACUCUGGCUUGUGUUGCUUGGUCUCUUCUCUGAGCUGGACUUUGGGCUUCCCUUCUUUGUCCUGUCUCUGUUUUACUGGCUUUAUGAAGGUCUACGGAGUCCAGUGGCGAGAAAGCCUGGUGAGCUGAGUGCCUAUUCGGUGUUUAACCCCAACUGUCAGCCCAUCCUCGGCACACUCACUGCAGAACAGCUGGAGGGAGAGAUGGGUUACAGACCACUAAACAACAGAGUGAAUACAUAACACACUACCAAAAAACUCUCAGACUGGCUUUAAAACAAACACUGCUGAAGUUUAUAUCGCCCUACAGAAACAUGUAACAUAUUUUACAUGUGCUGAACACCGCACAUUCAUGGACUUUAUGCACACAUAUAACACUCGCAUUUUAAGCACAAGGCCACGAGUAACAGGAAAUGAACAGAGAGCUUAUAAACAAGGACAGAAAUGAAGAGCUCAUUUGUAUCAGCUGGGAUUCUGUACAAAACAUUCUUAAAAAAGGUUAAUGUAACCAAGUUAGAUUGGUGUAUACAUAGCAGCAGUCUUUAACAAAACACAGGCUAGAAGUUUAUAGAAGAUAAAACCCACUUAUGCAUAAAUUUUUCUUGUCUAAUUGUUACUUUUCUUUAAAGGUAAAAAAUAAAAUAAAAUGUUGAGAUAUAA
This is a messenger RNA of Tachysurus vachellii, 1007 nucleotides long. RefSeq names its product SAYSVFN motif domain containing 1 (gene saysd1). The record is from RefSeq and is a predicted model, not a curated record. The transcript has 3 exons. The coding region runs from base 105 to 590 and encodes 161 amino acids. Lineage: Eukaryota; Metazoa; Chordata; Actinopteri; Siluriformes; Bagridae.